GACCCUCUCUGGCAAGGGAAACACGCUGCGCUCAGCACACCUCCCCCACCUCCCCGUUCUAGCCACCCUAGCCUGGCACCUUAGACGACUGCUGUCUGCGGUGUCACCAUCAUGUCUGAAGACAAGCCCAUGGAAGAGGGCACGGUCUACGGUGGCUGCGAGGGGCCCGAUGCUAUGUACGUCAAGCUCAUCUCAUCUGAUGGCCACGAAUUCAUCAUCAAGCGUAUGCACGCGCUCACUUCGGGCACCAUCAAGGCUAUGCUGUCGGGCCCAGGCCAGUUUGCUGAGAACGAGACCAACGAGGUCAACUUCCGAGAGAUACCAUCUCAUGUGCUACAGAAGGUGUGCCAGUACUUCACGUACAAGGUGCGCUACACAAACAGCUCGACCGAGAUCCCAGAGUUCCCCAUUGCACCAGAGAUUGCCCUCGAGCUGCUCAUGGCAGCAAACUUCCUUGACUGCUGACGCCCAUUUCUUUAUUGUCCCCCCUUGAAAUAAAGUUU
This is a messenger RNA of Rhipicephalus sanguineus (brown dog tick), 503 nucleotides long. It is a transcript of the gene EloC, whose product is annotated as elongin-C. Bases 112 to 465 code for a protein of 117 amino acids. Gene Ontology annotation, cellular component: elongin complex. Lineage: Eukaryota; Metazoa; Arthropoda; Arachnida; Ixodida; Ixodidae. Gene Ontology annotation, molecular function: protein-macromolecule adaptor activity. The record is from RefSeq and is a predicted model, not a curated record. Gene Ontology annotation, biological process: ubiquitin-dependent protein catabolic process. The transcript is spliced from 3 exons.